Penicillium angulare is the source of this 1158-nucleotide messenger RNA. Its product is annotated as mitochondrial 54S ribosomal protein mL44. Gene Ontology annotation, biological process: regulation of gene expression; primary miRNA processing; rRNA processing. Gene Ontology annotation, molecular function: double-stranded RNA binding; ribonuclease III activity. Gene Ontology annotation, cellular component: nucleus. The transcript has a single exon. The record is from RefSeq and is a predicted model, not a curated record. Bases 1 to 1158 code for a protein of 385 amino acids. Lineage: Eukaryota; Fungi; Ascomycota; Eurotiomycetes; Eurotiales; Aspergillaceae.
AUGAAGCGACUGCAGCUCCAAAGAUGGAGCAGUACAGUCCUUUCGCCGCGCGCUCGGACUAGCAACAGACUGCAUCAACAUCUCUGCUCUUGGAGUUUACGGCAUCAAUCGACCGUCGCUGCUGUUCAAGAAUCAACACCCGAACUGAAGUACCGUCUCGAAAAUGCUCACAAACGUAGCGCCCACCUUCAAUACCCUUCCCCCCCGGUAAAUGCCGCGUUGGAUUCCGCCAAACUUGCCUCCCUUCACGCUCGCCUUUACCUUCCCUCUCGACUACCUCUCCAAACGCUCGCGCGAACAUUGGUGGACGCUUCAGCGGAUUCUAAUGUCGACUUCAACAAUGAAUCGCUCGCCACACUUGGUCACGAUCUUCUCACCUAUUACACCUCCGAACACCUCCUUUGCACCUAUCCCCGUCUACCUCUGAGCGUCGUUUUCGCCGCUAUGUACGCCUAUGUUGGACCUAAGACCCUCGCAGCGAUGUCGAAGGAAUGGGGUGUAGAUCUCGCUACACUGCCCGGUGGAGAAGUCGACCCUGGUUAUCUGCAGUUCAAGCGAGUUCCACCUGGAACCGUACUGGAUACCGAGACCGAAAAGAACGGACAACGCAAGAAUUGGAGGAAGACAGUCACCUCAAAGGUUGUCUACGAUGAUGAAUUUGGUGAUCCCAUCAAGGGUUCGAGCAAUUCGGGCGUGGGUGUCCCUGCUGAGUUAGCCCGUGCUACCUCUGUGCGGGCUCUCAUGGGUGCGAUCUACUUGCACGCCGGCCGCCCAGCUGCCAAGCUUUUCUUCGAGCAGCACUUCCUCUCCAGAAGCUUGAACAUUUCACAGCUGUUCAAUUUCUCUCAGCCAGCCCGUGAUCUGACCCGUCUGUGCGCGCGUGAGAACUUCGAGAAGCCCGUCGCCAAGAUUAUCAGCGAGACUGGUCGUCUUAGCAGACACCCUGUCUUUGUCGUUGGUAUCUUUUCUGGUCAGGACAAGCUGGGUGAGGGCGCUGGCGCCAGCCUGCUUGAGGCUCGUGAGCGUGCCGCCCUUGCUGCCCUUAAGGGCUGGUACCUCUACAGCCCUCUCAAUGUGCGAGUCCCCAGCUCAAUGGAAGAAGAAGGUGCCGCACCAUGGAACCCCGCCCACGUUGACCUGGGUGAGGUGAUCUCUUAA